AUGGGUAUUAUAUUAGAAGAAAAUUAUAUAAAAUUAAAUGAAAUGAUAUUUAAUGAUAUUUUACAAUAUUUAAUAAUUAAAAAACAAUCUUUCAAAAGUUUAUUAGAAAUAUCAUUAAUAUCCAAACAGUCAUUCAAGAUAAUACAAAAUUUAAUAACACACCAACAAAAACAAUUAAAAAUAACAAUAGGAAGUAUAGAUUCAAUAAAGAAAUAUAUCGAGAAUAGUUUAGAUUGCAGUAAUGAGGUUUACAAAAUUAAAUUAUUUCAAUUUAGAGAUAUAGAGUAUGUAAGAUGCAGAGGAAGCAAGCCAAAGGUUUAUAAAAUUAAAAGUGGUGUUGAGUUAAAAGAGUUUUUAAAAGAGAAUUGUCCACAGCUAAAGAGAGUACAUUUACUUACUUUUACAUUCGCCGAUAGAUUUGAAGGAAGAGAUUUGGAUCAUUUCUUGUUCAAGCAGUUAAUAGAAUCUCAUCACGAUUAUUCAGAAGGAGGAUUCUUUAGUUUUGACCAGGUGGAAAGUGAUCUUUGUUCAGAGUAUUUACCUCUCUCCAACAGAAAGGAAUUUAACGAGACCCAUGGUGCCGAUAAAUUGCAAAUCUCAUUAUAUAAUUACAGCUUGGACGAUGUUUUUCACUAUCAACCAAGGAAACUUUCAAUCAAAUACAGCAGAUUCAGGGGUUUACUAUUGUAUAAUUUAGAUCCAUUUUUAAAAUUUGACUCUAUAGAAUCUCUUUUCAUACAGCAACCAGUAACAGCAAAAUUCAUAAGGAAAGCUUUGGCAUCAAAAUCAUUGAAAUCCCUAUCAGUCACCUUUAUGUUUGAAAAAGACUUUGAUUUGUUUAUUGGCAAGGUAAAGCCUGAAGACGCUAUCGAUAGCGAUAUCGAUACCAACGGAGAUAGUGUUAUAGUGUAUGAAGAAAGUGGUGACGAGGACGAGUACUAUUCUUCGAAUAAAGAUGCAUUAAUCGACAAUAUAAAGACAAAAAAACCAAAAAAGAAUCCAAUCAGAGAAGAGACAUCAAAAAGAGAGCUUCUCGUUAAAGAACUAACUGAUUCCUUACAAGAGCUAUCAAGUAAUAGCACAUUAAAGAAGUUAGAGAUUCGUAUACUAUUGCCUUUUUAUUGCAGAGACCCAACCCUGUUAUUUGAGAGUAUUAAAUCAAGCGGAAACCAGACACUAAGCAAGUUAAGUAUACCAGGAUACAAUGUAACUAAAUCAAACUUUUUAGCACCUCUAUUAAAAGUCCCAUCCAUUUCAACAUUAUAUUUCGAAAGUAAUCCAAAUUUCAAAUAUAAUGUUAAAUCAUUUAAUGCAUACCUCAACCAUGUUAAUGAAAAUCCAAAUAUUUCCAAGUUCAAAUGUUCAUUGGUUUACCAUUUCGCUGCAUGUGAUAUAAUACUAGAGAGACUCGUUAGAUACUUUAAAGAAAACACAAGAACCCUUUCUAUUUUUAUAACAUUUCAAGUUAUUAUGGAAAACUUUUUCGAAUCAUCCAGCAAAAUAUUAACAGACGAAUUUUGUAAAAAAGUUCAACAGGAUUGUUUAAAUAUUCAAGAUCAACUAUUACAACAAUUAAAACAAAGUAAUAACAAAACACUAUCAUUAAUAUUUAAUCCAUAA
Molecule: messenger RNA, 1620 nt
Organism: Dictyostelium purpureum
Lineage: Eukaryota; Evosea; Eumycetozoa; Dictyosteliales; Dictyosteliaceae
Exons: 2
Coding region: 1-1620 (539 amino acids)
Source: RefSeq, a predicted model, not a curated record